Molecule: messenger RNA, 1904 nt
Organism: Paramuricea clavata
Lineage: Eukaryota; Metazoa; Cnidaria; Anthozoa; Malacalcyonacea; Plexauridae
Source: the annotation of a GenBank genome assembly
GUGCAAUGUAUACACAACUCGAGUGAAGUAUUUUUGUCUGUCGCAAUACGAAAACAACACAAGCAGAUUAAGCAUUAUAACCGAGCCAGCUAAUAUACGCCAGCAACGAUGAACGGCAUCUCAGGAUCAAAAUUUGACAUUUGUUUGGCCGACUAUCUCGAAAGCAGAGCUAUGGCACAUCUUAAGCGCUACAGUAAAGUUUUACAAAAAGUAGAGAAGGUUGUAAAUCCUUUGCUUAAAGAGAUCAAGAAACGAGAGAAACGACUUAACUUCGAACCAAUGUCCCCCGAUGGAUUUUUUCGUGUCCGUCAACAAAAUGUCCUAGAAGUAUUCUUGAUUUUCAAAAAGCUCGACUCGAGUAAAGUUUCUUUUGUCGAAAUGGAUUCUCCAACCGGGACUGCAUUUGUGAGCUCGAAAGCAGCUAAGUUACAGAAGUCUUGGCUGGAUUUGAUGGAAGGCGGGAGCAACCAGGGCUUUUUCUUGUCCUCCGAGAGACUCCGCGAGUAUUUGUGCAGCUUCCUUCAAGAUCUUAGCAAAGAAAAGGGAAUUUUAGACUCUAAAAUUUGGUUUCAUUGUACAAAUAAUGACAAAGAUGGUUUGGUGUUGAAUGUUUCCUACGAAGGAGAGCAACUGUUUGUACACUUAAUCCCGACAAUAUUCCUCAAAACAGUAUGGCCAAAUUGUGCCUCAAUGUGGAAGAAGGUGUUGUUCAGAUGGCCAGAAGAUAGCAUACGGCAGAAGAUAGUCGACGAAGGCAUUCAUUUAACAUGCCAGCCUGUGAAAGCGAGUCUACAGCACUCCUCUAUAUUAUGGCGAAUAGAUUUCUUGGUGGGCGAAAAAAUGUUACUCAACAAAGCAAACAUUGGAUGUCGGAAUAAAUGUUUACAAAUUGCCAAGACGCUAUUAGAGGAUACUCUUUCCUACCCAGAAGGACUGACGCCGUAUCACUUGGAAAUCGUCACACUUCAUCUCAAUUCCAUGAUUUCAAGCCCAACUCUGUGGCACGACAUGAAUCUCAGUUCGAGAUUUUUGGACUUGCUCUCAGCGCUGCAAAAGAGUUUGUCGCAAGAUAGUUGUGCGCAUUUUUUCGCGCCAAGCAUCCAGCUGUUUGCUGAGAUACCACCACACGUUCUCAAGACUUUGGCUGCCCGUGUGAGACAUAUUCUUGAUAAACCCGAGGAAUUUUUUCUGACUUUCUACCGUGAAACUUUGUCGACGCAAUUUUAGGCAAGAAGACGAUCUUAAUUGCCUUUGCAGAGUCCUGGCGUCACCAUUUAAUCGAUCAAUUAAAAAUUUGUUAAUUUAUCAUUAAUUAAAGGGCGAUUUACACUACCCAACUUUUGCCUGAAACUGUUGCAUGCAACUUACCGUAGGUGAGUUGUGUGCUUGAUUUACAGUUAAUCCAAAAAAGGUUGUCCUUCAAAAAGUCUCAAAUCUUAAACAUUAAUUGAGCGCGCAAGGUAUGAUAGGUAUUAUUUCGAGCCUUAGAUCGGGCAUUAGCGUAGUGAACCAAAAUAGCCCUACAUCGAAAGUGUUCAUUAUAUGCCCUAGUCAGAUGGUUGCAAAGCAGAUUUGCCGAGUUUAGGAUUUUAAAAGGAAGUUACCCAUCAUCCCUUGCGCGCUCAUUGUUUAAGGUUUAUGAUUUUUGAAGGACAACCUCUUUUGAAUUAAUUGUACACAGUGCAACUCAAGUUGUAAGCAGGUUGAUGCGUGCGACAGUUUUAGUAGUGUAAAUCAGCCUUAAGGUAACGCGUAUAUUUGCCAUUUAAUAUAGCUUACAGCAUACAUAGCGAAUAGAUUACAUUUUUACAACCUAAAUAAAUUCUGUUUUGGUAAACUGAUCAGCCCAAGUUAUUAUAAAAUCAUAUUAGUUUAAACUUUUUUACUAAUGGAAUCGCUCUGCU